UCAAAAAUGGUAGUCGUUUCACAUUACACUACCUUAGGAGUACCCAUAUACGCAACCAAAAGGGAAAUCCGUAAGGCUUAUCAUAAAUUGUUCCAAGAAAUUACUAAUGCGUUCGAGGUCCUCUCUGAUCCUGAAAAGAGAUUUAUUUAUGACUGCAAAAAUAACCCUCCAAAUCCAACAACAGACGAUGCCCCAAGUCUGCAAAGCAUGCGACAAUACGGGUCGCUUUGCGACAAGUACAAACAAAAAAAAAAAAAGAAAGUAUGUAUCGAUUGUGUUGAAUGCAAUGGUACGGGUUCCAUAAACUGCUUUGCCGAAUGCCCUUACUGUCAGGGACUCGAAAUGACUAAAACCAGUGCUUUUAUACAAAUCCCAAAAGGCAUAGCGAACAAACAUCAAUUAAAAUACUACAACCUUGGUAACUAUCUACCCGAUAAUACAACUAGAGGAUCCUUAUAUGUCACAGCAAUUGUUGAAAACGAAAGUGGUUAUUUUAGGCGUAUAGGUGAUGAUCUAUACGCACUUGUCAAUGUUUACCUGAGAGAUGCUUUGAUGGGGGUGGAUUUGAAUAAAACAAUUAAACAUCUUGAUGGCAGUCCCCUCAUUAUCGGUCUAGAAGAGGGUGUGGUGAUAACGCCUGGAAUGACAUUAGUAAAAAAAAACGAAGGCAUGCCAAUUUACAGUGAAACCAACAGCCAAAGAGGAGAUCUAUAUAUCACCUUUGAAGUCAAAUUCCCCACAACGAUCAACAUCCCCAAGAGUAAAAAAGUGAGAGAGGGUAUCGAUCUCAUGUUUGAAGCAGGAGAAAAAGAGGCAAUGCAAUCAAUGUAG
Molecule: messenger RNA, 831 nt
Organism: Mucor mucedo
Lineage: Eukaryota; Fungi; Mucoromycota; Mucoromycetes; Mucorales; Mucoraceae
Exons: 4
Coding region: 7-831 (274 amino acids)
Biological process (GO): protein refolding
Cellular component (GO): cytoplasm
Molecular function (GO): Hsp70 protein binding
Source: RefSeq, a predicted model, not a curated record